AUGAGUGAAGAUGGGCAAUCUUCCUCAGAUUCAUUUUCUAUAAGAAGAUCUUCUCGAUGCAAACAAAAACCAGCUCCAAAAUAUGUUUAUGAUUAUAAAGAGUUUUAUGACAAAAAUGCGGUAAAUCCAAAAUAUAAGAGUUUUUAAGGUUAAUCUUUUUUUCAGAUCGUGGUUAAAAAAUUGAAAUUGCCGAAAAAGAAGUUGAUUUCACAAAUCAAAAAAAGUGAUCGAAAUAAAAAAUAUGACGAUAUUUUUUCAUCAGUUGUUCAAAGUGCAAAAUACAUCGAUUCUUUGGACGAAAGUUCAUCGGAAAAUAAUUCAGAAGAUGAAUAUGAACGAUUAAUUAAUCAACUAGAUAGAGAAUUAGAGAAAGAAGAAAAAAGAAAUUCACAAGAGAAUCCGAUUGAAGAUACUAAUAUUGUAAUAAGAAGACAAGAAUCCGAGGAAAAUUUGGAGCCAGAAAUUGUAGAAAUUGUUAGAUUCGUAUGCUCGUGUAAAAAUGAAUUUGAAGAUCAUUUGGAAUGUCAUAAACAUAUUAUUGAUAAUGUAAGUUUAUUUGUUUAUCAAUUUAUUUAUGAAAAUUGACAUUUUAUUGGCAUUUUUCCAGCACUCAAAUUCAACAUUUUAUCAAUGUUCUGAUUGUGGAAUGAAUUAUGAUCGAAUUCAUAAAAAUAAUGUUUGUUUGUAAGUUUUAAAUGAAUUUGUGGAGAAAACAUUUUUAAACAUGGGAAAAUUGGUUUUUUUGAAGGAAAGUAGAGAGUUUUAAUGACUGAAGGUCUUCAAAACUGUGAAAAAUUGUAGCUACAAAAUUGCUUACUAAUAAAAUUAGGGAAAGCGAUAACUUUCAGCCUCUAGAUUUCUAUACGACCCAAUUUCUUUGAAAAACCAAACCUUUUGAAAUUUCCCACCUUUAUUUCAUUUUUCCAGCAUUUGCAACGAAUUCACUCUGAACUUGAUGGAUCAUUUAUCAAAUCACUAUAGAGAUAGCACAAAUCAUCGAGCUGUUAUGGAAUGUCGAUUCUGUACUCGACAAUUUUUGACUGUCACUGAAGUCAUUGAACACGAAGAAGCGAAGCAUGGAAAUAAUCGGAAAUUUCGAAAUUAUAAAAAAGCGGUUUGCCCAGAAUGCGGCCUUGAAGCAACUUAUAGAGAGGUACUUUUGAUGAAGUUUUUCCAAUCCACACAUUUUUAAAUUUUUAGAAUCUAAUAUCACAUUAUAACGAACAUUUUUCGGUGGAAUUAUUGUUUGAAUUAGUUAGUCAAUUGCAAGGAAGAAUGAGAAGUGAGUAUUUUUUGAUAGAAAAUGGUAAUAAUAAAUAAGGCGAUGGUUUUUUUUCAGUCGAAAAAGAGGAUUGUCCAUUUUGUCGAUCAUUGAUGGUUUCAAAUCGGAAAGCAUUUCGAAAACAUUUGCUCCAUAUGCAUUAUGAUGCUUGUAAAGCACUUUGUGAGUUUUGCUUUUGGGAAAUACGCUAAUUAAAAUAUUUUUAAAUUGGACUAACUUUUAUAACUCCUCUUCUCUGAAUAUUGUGGAGAUUUCUUUGAAAGUGGUUGAAAUUAAAGAAUUUUUAAAAAUAAUUCCAGAUGUGAAGUUUCACUUAGAAAUUUAGAUUUAAAAAAUAUCAUUUUUAAUUUUUAUUUGAAACGUUUUUCACAUCGUUUUUUUUCAAAUUUUCCAAAAAAAGUUCAAGAAAGUCAAAAUAAAAAUUAUAGCGCGAAAUUUAAUUUCAAUUUUUUUCCUGAAUAAUUUUAUCAGAAAAAGCUAUUUGAAAAUUUCCUUUAAAUUUUUUCCAAAAAGUUUAGUGCAAAAAAAGAUCUUCUCAUAAUUUGAGAUUCAAAAAUACAUGUUUUCAAUAAAUCCUUUUAUGAAUAUUGUUGCAGUAGCCGACAAAACUAUGGAAUCUCAAAAAUCCGACUUGGAAGUCAAAAAAGAGGUUUUCGAAAUGACCGAAGCGUCAACAAUUCCAAUGAAGAGAAUUAAAACCGAAGUUAAACAAGAAUUAUUAGACGAAGAUUAUCCACAUUUCUAG
Caenorhabditis angaria is the source of this 2027-nucleotide messenger RNA. The record is from the annotation of a GenBank genome assembly. NCBI's taxonomy places the organism in Eukaryota, Metazoa, Nematoda, Chromadorea, Rhabditida, Rhabditidae.